This is a messenger RNA of Trichogramma pretiosum, 8236 nucleotides long. RefSeq names its product serine/threonine-protein kinase MARK2-like. The record is from RefSeq and is a predicted model, not a curated record. Gene Ontology annotation, biological process: protein phosphorylation; intracellular signal transduction; microtubule cytoskeleton organization. Gene Ontology annotation, cellular component: cytoplasm. Gene Ontology annotation, molecular function: ATP binding; protein serine/threonine kinase activity; tau-protein kinase activity. The coding region runs from base 645 to 4121 and encodes 1158 amino acids. The transcript is spliced from 16 exons. NCBI's taxonomy places the organism in Eukaryota, Metazoa, Arthropoda, Insecta, Hymenoptera, Trichogrammatidae.
ACGAUAUUACUUUUCAACUUGUAAUAACUCGAAUAAGUACAUGUGUGUGUGGGUGUGUAUCAGUUGGAAAAGUUUUUUUUUGUCUUCGUCGUUAGAUAGUGACUAGUUUGUGAUACCUAAGUAAUGUGCGUUUGUUGAUGUGCCCCCUCGUGUAUAUGUGUGUUGUUGUAUAUACCGAUAGCAAUACAGAUCGCGAGUGUCGACCGGGAGAGCUGCCGAAGAGCAGCAGCAGUGUACCCGUCGAAAAUCGGAGCAGUAUUUUUCUAUCUUACCGAGAAGGAGAAGAAAGUCUUGUUAGUGAUAUACCUUACAUAUAUAUGUCGCAGUUACGCAUCGCAACUGGCUUUAAUAGUCAUACAGUUGGUGCAAGAAAUAGGCCGAUAAGAGGAGCAACGCGGUCAAUGAUCGCAGUGACAGCGAACUACACAAUCGGGGGUCUCGAACCCCGACCCGCCAGAUAGUAGCUGUAGCUCUCGAGGAAACCACCGCGCCGACCACCGCCAACCAGAGGCCAGACCCAGUAAACCAAAUCGAGGGGCUCUCGUGUGUAGAAGUGAGCUUUUUUGGCGCAGAGACAGCAGUACGAGCGCAACACGACGUCGUCAACGGAGAAGCAGAAGAAGCCGACGACAAGCGCGGCAGUCAUGGAUUUUUUGAGACGCUCGUUUCGGCGUACGGGUCGAAUCGGACCCCACGGCCAGAGACGAGCAGCCACGAUGUACGUGGUCGAGCCGACGAGCAACGGUGACGUCUCGCCAAAGUCGUAUCACCCUCGCGAGGCGCAGCAGCUUUAUCAACAGAUGCAGCAGCAACAACAACAACAACAACAACAGCAGCAACAACAACAACAACAACAACAAUCGCAGCAGCAGCCACAACAACAACAGCAACGACGUCAUCAUCAUCGCUCGCACGGCAAGUCGUCGAAAAAGCACGUAGAAGUAGUGGCCGAGGCCAAAGCCGAUCAAGCCGCUUCGGAGCGCGGCGGUACGCACAUCGCCACCACGGUCAAAAACACCGUCAGACGGUUGCUGAGGAGGACCAAGAGCCACAGGGAAGCAGCACCGAUGCCUAUGGCGACACCCACCCCACCAUCGGCCAGGCGAGCCUCGUCCAGGAUAUCGAACUCGAACACCGACACCAAUAGCGAGGCGACGACGAUAUGUGCCUCGGAACAAGUCGUGCCUGAGGAGGAGGCGGCAACCGUGCUAGUAAAUCCAGCCGUGGCGAAGGUCGCCAAGGACGACAAAGCAGCCGAGAAGAGAGACGACGCCGCCCCCGCUGAGCAAAGCUCCAAGUCGGACGAAUUCAAGGGCGUCGAGCUGAGGGUUAAAGAUACGAGAAGAAUUGCGAACGGCGACGUGAAACGCUCCAGCAGCGUUAGACAGCAGCAGCUGCUCAAGCAAGAGGCGCACAGACAACAAAAGCACGGACAAAAAUUAGUGAUAGACGCCGCGGCGAAAAACAAAAGUAAUCACAAAUCGGCGGUAACUAACCGAGACGUCGCCAGGCUCAAACAAGCUGCGAAGGCGCAACAAGCCAAGGCGGCCGAUGGCGUCAAUAGCACUACUGGUGGUGGCGGAGGCGGCGGCGGCGGCGGCGGUGGCAUUAGCGGAGGCACCGUCAGCGCCAGCGGCGGGGGCAGCAGUGCUCCGAGCUCGGCCAGGCUCUCGUCCAGGAGUCGGGUCAAUGAGGAGCCUCACAUCGGCAAGUACAAGCUGCUCAAGACUAUUGGCAAAGGUAACUUCGCUAAGGUCAAACUGGCUAAGCAUGUACCCACCGGCAAGGAGGUCGCCAUCAAGAUCAUCGACAAGACUCAGCUCAAUCCGGGCAGCUUACAAAAGUUGUUCCGUGAGGUGAGGAUAAUGAAGAUGCUGGACCACCCGAACAUCGUCAAGCUCUUCCAAGUUAUCGAGACAGAAAAGACUCUGUACCUCGUGAUGGAGUACGCCAGCGGCGGCGAGGUCUUCGAUUACCUCGUGCUGCACGGCCGCAUGAAGGAGAAGGAGGCGCGAGCGAAAUUCCGCCAGAUCGUCUCCGCGGUGCAGUACUGCCACCAGAAGAAGAUCAUCCAUCGCGAUCUCAAAGCCGAGAAUCUCUUACUUGAUAGCGAGAUGAAUAUCAAGAUCGCUGAUUUUGGCUUCAGCAACGAGUUCACGCCGGGCAACAAGCUCGAUACUUUUUGCGGUUCGCCGCCUUACGCAGCUCCCGAGCUCUUUCAAGGUAAAAAGUACGACGGGCCAGAAGUUGAUGUGUGGUCGUUAGGCGUGAUACUGUACACUCUGGUCUCGGGGUCUUUACCUUUCGACGGCUCUACGCUGAGGGAGCUACGCGAAAGGGUACUCCGUGGAAAGUAUCGCAUACCCUUCUACAUGUCGACAGACUGCGAGGCAUUGCUCAAAAAAUUCUUGGUGCUCAAUCCAACGAAAAGAGCCUCCUUAGAGAACAUAAUGAAAGACAAAUGGAUGAACACAGGUUACGAGGACGACGAAUUGAAACCGUACUUAGAGCCAGAGCCAGACUACAGAGAUCACAAGAGGAUAGGUGAGUCUGCCAAAGCACUAGCGAGUAUGGGCUACACACGAAGUGAAAUCGAGGACUCGCUCGAACAGGCGAAAUACGACGACGUCUUUGCAACGUACCUGCUGCUUGGCAGAAAAACUACAGAUCCGGAGAGCGACGGCUCGAGGUCGGGCAGUUCACUGUCAUUGCGCAACAUUCCACCCCAAGUUGGAUCGGGUGCGAGUGGAGGUGGCGCGGUUACGAGCGGUGCCGCUCAGAGUCCAUCGCACCGAACGGUACAUCGCAGCAUCUCGGCGAGCAAUCCGAAACCAAAUAGGCGAGCUUCGUCAGGUGGUGAAACGCUUCGAGGAGUUCCAAGUCCAGGUAAUACUACAAACCACAAUCACGCUACUGCUGUGACCGGUGGAACGGUUACUGGAAGUGGCGGUAGCAAUUUCAAACGACAGAAUACCGUGGAUGCAGCUACGAUUAAAGAAAAUUCAGCUCGAGCAGCUCGUGAAUCUGCUCGGCCGUCCGCGACCAAAAAUAGCCCUGGACAACUUGACACUAUGACAAUGUUCAUUCUAGGCGUCGGCACGAGUCCCGGCGGCAAGGCGACUAGCCGAGUCGGCAAGAGCAACACGAUGAAUCAAGGAGUACCUGGAAUAAGGUCGAGCAUGGUACAAGCUCCGGGAUCGAUCGGACGACGAAGUACCAUCUCUUACGAGCAAGCCAACAAAUCUUCGACGUCGACCGAGCGAACGAACGACGUGCCCAGCGGGGACGUAACGCGACCUCAUCAGCGUGGCCACACCAAGUCGGCAAGCAUCAGUACCUCGGCUGCGUCGGGUCAUCAUCACAGUAGUCACCACAGUCAUCAUCAUCAUCGUAAUACCACGUCCUCGACGCUAGGCGGUGGUCCCGGAUCUAUCGGCGCUGGUAAUACGGCCACCGGCGAGCCGACUCAAAUUCUGGAGCAUCAGCAAACGCGCAACUCUUUACUCGUCGCUUCUAACGCUGAUCCUCUCAGACAGAGCUUGGGUGUUACUCCAAGUAAUAGAUUGGCCACGCCGCAGACUCAACCUUUCCCAAGGAAUGUUCCCAGUCGUAGCACCUUCCACUCUGGACAAAAUAGGCAACAAAGAAAUCAUACUCAGGGUCACACACACACGCAGGACACGAAUGCAAUUAGCCCGCUAGCUAGGCCGUCCUUCUUUUCCAAGCUCUCAUCUAGGUUUUCCAAGCGCCCCAUGGACCCAUCCGUAUCCCCAAAGCACCCACCACAAGUAGUGAGUGCUGCGACUACUAAUGACGAACAAGUUAAACCACGCAGUUUACGUUUCACGUGGAGUAUGAAAACAACGAGCAGUAGAGAUCCACUAGAAAUUAUGUCGGAGAUUCGUAAGGUAUUGGACGCAAACGAAUGUCAAUACGAGCAAUUGGAGCGUUUCCUGCUCUUGUGUUCGCACGGCGAGCACGACAGCCAAGUUCAGUGGGAGAUCGAGGUAUGCAAGCUGCCGCGCUUGUCGCUGAACGGCGUGCGCUUCAAGAGGAUUUCCGGCACGUCGAUCGGCUUCAAGAAUAUCGCCAGCAAGAUAGCGAACGAGCUCAAGCUGUGACUGCCGGUUGCCGUGAGCGGCGACGAUCAUCGGCAUCCUCGUCCUCCCGCUGGCGUUGCUCGUCUGCCGAUAAGCAGUGCGGCCGCGGCGACGACUGCGGCUCCUGCCACCGGUCAAACUACUACCUCGAUCCCCACGGACACAACAGCAGCAGAAGCAGAAGCAGCAACAACAACAACAACAAUAACUACUACAACUACAACUACCACCACUACCUGCAGCGUCAGCGGCGACAGCAGCAGCAACGUCGUCGACGAAGACGAUGCCGACAAUCGUUCCGACAACAAGGACAACCAUAAAAAGGCUAAUACGACGACGCCAACGACGACAACGGCGACGGCGAGCGACGAUAACAGCGCGAAUGCCGAGAGUCAACCGACACGCGGUGUCGCUAACAAUGAUGAAGACGACGAUCAUCCAUAACUAGUACUGCUACCAACGGACGACGACGAGUUCAGGCUCUACUUUUACGAGCCCUAUCCGGCACCUUCCCUUUCGCUCACUACGACGUCCUCCUCCUCGUCCGCCUCAUCUGACACGAUAACAACCUCGUCACAAGAGAUAUUCGUUUGAAUUUUUGAACGGAGUCGGUUUUGCAAUGUAGAUUGUGUUAGGGGUAAACGACGAAGCGCAAAUCUUGAACUCUCGCAAGUUCUCGUUGAUACUGUGGCUAAGGCUGCGAUUCAUAAUUGUUAUAACGCUGAUCGCGCGCUCCAUUAUUAUAUGUACGAUAUAUAUAAGGUGCCAAAAUUCCCUCGGCAGCUGGACUGAAUAAUUAUUGACAUCACUCGAUGCGCGGGCGUAUGAUUAAGAUGGAAAAUAAAAAUUAUAUAUAUAUAUUAUAUGAGAUGUAAAAUGUGUAUUAUAAAAUGAAAAAAGAAAAAAAUGCGAGAAAAGAUGGUGCGGUACGCGGGUUUUUUAAUGGUUGAAUCAUACGCGUCGAAAUAACAAUGUUGAUCGAUAGAGCAAACGGCGCGCGACUAUUAUGGACGCGUGAACAUAAAAUAAUAUUAAGCUGUUGCCACAGUAUUAUAAUUACUAUGAAUUAUUAUAAACGCGAGUUUUCUCUCUUACUCAUUUGAAUGAGUUUUGUUGUAAAAGUGUACAUUGUUUAUCGAAGCUAAUGAGAGAUAUAGUGAAUGUAAAAUGAAUCAUAGAAAUGCGAGAGGAACUGAAGGCGAGGGAGAAAGAGUUGUGAUAAACGUGAAAAAACUAUAACCAGUGCAGAGGUGGUGAUCGUAUAAAGUGUCAACGGCAAAGACUAUGUGAAACUAGAUUGAAGACGAGACCAAUGUUAUCGUGUGCAAGUGCAGAGCCUUCGAUUAACAUAAAAAAUGUCAAAGUAAAAUUAAAUAAUGUUCAAGAUUACGUUAAAAAUGUAUGUGAUUUUCGACAUUUUUUAAAUUUUAUUCUGGCUGCAGAUUCGAAUAUUGUUUUUUUCGGCCGGAAGUCUACGAAAAACUGUACGGUGAUUGACGAUAAACUUCAAAGUAAUUUUAAAUAUUACACACAUACAUAUAUUCACAAAUAUAUGCAUACAUAAAUAUGUGUCGUUUGAAAAGUGUCGUCAAUGUUUCUUUAUUUAUUGUGAAUAAGGGCUAACACACAAACUUGCGAGAUGCUUAUGGGCAGAUGAUCGGUUGUCAGGAAUGAAAUUACGCGUCGUCAAAAGAAAUAUAAAUAUUUAUAGAUAUAUCAAGACACCAAAUCAUAUUUUUUAUUAAAAAAAGUAAAAUAAAUAAACGGUAUUGUAAUAUUAAAUGCCACUCGUGAGUCACCGACCGAACAUUUGAGUGUCUUGUUGUUAGUUCGAAAUCACUCGCGCGCCACAUGUUCUCUAAGAUCGUCGAUCAGCCUUUUUUCGAUCAUUUUUACAAUAUGUUUUACUUUUUAUAUUAAUAUAUAAACACACUAAAAAUACACUCUUAUAAGUAAACAAAAUUGGUAAGAAAAAAUGUUCGACGUUUAGUUUUAAAAUACGUAUGCAUUAAUAGUUCUCAUACUAGAAAAUUUAAAAGUUGAUGAUAAUAAUAAUAACAAUGAAUGAUCAGUUAUGAUUAUUCUCGUCACAUUAAUAUAAAAAUAUGAUAUAACUCUAUGAUAAUUAUAAAAUAAAUACGUGUGUGAGUAGUGCGAAAUACAAAACGAAUCUGAUGUAUAACGGACUAUGAUUGUAUAAAAAUAUCGAGACAAACGAUGAUGGUUUUAAAAUUAAAAAAUCGGAGAUGUAAUACAAUAAUAAAUGUAGAAUGAAAUGAGAAAACGUAGGUUCAUGUCUCGAAUGUGAUUUAAUAGUCGCAUCGAUGUAACGAUUAACGUAUAACUUAUAAAAAAAUACAUGUGCGUCUGUUAUGAAUGUUACAAGUGGACUGUGUGCGAUGUGGAUAGUGAAUCAGAUUUAAAGUGUCAAAUGAUUGUUAUUAAGUAGUUGAAAAAAAUUAAGAGGCUAAGAGCAAGUAAAAACGCACUUAUAGGAAACUAAAAAAUAAUUAUUACGAAGAAUUGCCACCAAGGUCUGCUGUUUCUACGUGAGAUUUAAAUAAUAAAUUUAGAUAUUAUAUAUAAAUAAACAAUUGGAUAUACAUGUAAUAUUGUAACUUUUAUUUCAUUCUGCGAUAAUAUCGAGAAAAAGUUUUGCAAAUAAACUUUUAAGAUUUAAAUGAAGCUGUAAAAGAAAUGAACGCAGAUACGAGUGUAAAUAGAAUAUAAUUUAAUAAAGGUACUAGUUUAAAAAUGAAAUCAUGUUUAAUAAAAAAAAUAAAAGUAUGAUUGUACAAUGUGUACCAUUUGAAUAAAUGUUGUAACCUUGUUUAUGUCUGGGAGAAUUUUAUCUUGGGCUCAUAAUUUUCACAAAGAUAUCAAAGUUCUAUUGCCUAACAACUGAUCAAUUAAUCAACUUUGUUACUGUUAGAGAGACUAAUUUAUUCACACGCUCUGUAUAAGAUUGAUUUUUUUUCAUAUUUCUUAUAUAAGUACAUGAUAAUAAACUUGCUACAGAUGAUCAAUUUCGAUGAAAAUUUAAAUAAAUGAAGCGUACAACCUUAUUCACUCUUAUAAGGCACAGCGCUGGGCAUCGAUAAUCGACUGAUAGAAUCUAAAAUAUCGGAUCCAGCAUGCUGUGUCAAAUAAGUUAUCGGAUUAUUGAUCAUUUUAUGAUAAUCUGUCAUUUCUGAUACAUGAUACAGAGUGAUAAUUGUAUCGGAGGCACUGAAAUUUCUUUUCAUUGUCAAUGGCUAAGACAACGUCAACAUAAAAUUCGUACUUGAAGCGUUACAUAUAAAUAUUAUUUACAUGUCUCGUGCAUAUGAAAUCACACGCUACACAUACAAGUUACAUAAACCUUUUUUUGCAAUCAAAUGUAGUUCCGAUUUAAGACUUGGACAAAUUGAAACUAUGUAAUAUAAUAACAUAAAUCGCGAUGAGACUAAUUAUGUCAAAUACAUUUUUCGAAUUCCUUGUUAAUAAUAAUAAUGAAUAAUAUAUAGAAACAUUGUAAAGCAUCUUUGGUAGGCAAUUGUAAUGCGUCGGAAGCAAAAAAUUAAAGAAACAAUUACUAACAAAUUCUGUACAUCGUCUUGUAAGAGCAGAGGUGAAAUUAAUAUUCAAGGUGUUAUUACGUGCGAUCUCUGUAAAUUGUCACUGUUGUAGUCGAUAUUAUUAGUGGUAAAUUAAUAAGACCCCAAGUAAUGCGAAAAAAGUACAUAAAACAAAAAGUCCCUAACCACUUUAGUAGGUAAAUAAUACAUAUAUACAUAUUGUUAUUCGAAAAAAAGUAAAACUACCAUGCAAAUCAGCUUUGGAUGAAUGUCUGGAUAAAUGUAUAAAAGUUACAAAGUAAAAUACUUAUAUCCAAGAAAUCAUCUGAAUGACACUUGUUAAUUUCACAUGGAAAUAACAUAAUAGGAUGGCUGGGUAAAGACAAUAUUGAGAAAAAAUCGUUAUCUAGCCUCGUUCAAUCAAGUGAAGUAUAUCGAAAAAUUUAUCCUUUGACAUUGUUCACAUUUUAAGUACAAGAAACAUUUUUGAGGAGAAACUUCAAUCAAAAAAUCGAGAAAAUUGACAAAACACUCAAACGUUCUUUUGUUUGUAGAUAGGUAUGCGAGUAAAAAAAAAAA